Messenger RNA from Soboliphyme baturini, 189 nucleotides. The record is from the annotation of a GenBank genome assembly. Lineage: Eukaryota; Metazoa; Nematoda; Enoplea; Dioctophymatida; Soboliphymatidae.
AUGUUCUCGACAGCUGCGGUCAGGAAUGAUGGACUCGUUGCAGAACAACCAUUCAAACUACGCUUUGGACUUCUUAAAGUUUCUUCGGUGACCUUUGCAGGGCUUUUAAUCGGAGGCCUGCUUGCAAAAAGCGGCGCUGAAUUUUUGGAAGAAAAUGAAAUUUUUGCACACGAACAUGACGAAGAUUAA